AUGAAGUUUGCUUAUAAACUUGCAAAAAAUGCAAUCUUUUCUCAAAUCAGCAGUGCCAAUGUGAUCAAGGCAACCAAAGGAGAAAUCUGUGUCAUUUGUCUGGAGGAAACCAAAGCCGAUCGCAUGUUCUCAAAUGAUAAAUGCCUUUACCGUCACUGCUUUUCUUGUGUGAACCAGUUUGUGGAAGUGAAGCUGUGUGGCGGUAAAGUGCCCACAUGCCUUGAUGAUGGAUGCAAGCUAGAGCUCACUCUUGAAAACUGUAGCAAUAUUUUGACGCCAAAGCUGAUUGAGCUUUGGGAACACGAGAUGAAAGAGGAUUCGAUUCCCGCCGCAUAGAGAAUCUAAAACUGUUCAACGUUGAUGUCCAAAACCAAGCUUUCAGUAUGGGAUGAUCCAUCCAAUAAUUUUCGGGCAUGUGUCAAAUGUUCUGGACUAUUCUGCAUCGGUUGCAAAGUACCAUCACAUUCUGGAUUAUCGUGCGUGUAGUACAAGAAACUUCAUUCUGAGCCUCUAGUUAAUGAAUUGAUGCUAAAGUUUCUUGCAAAAGACCAAAAGUGGCGUCAAUGUGUCAGCAACCACAAGUAUUGCAGAUAUGGGUAUCAGUUUUGCUACAAAUGUGGAGUUGAAUGGAAAGAAGGUCAAAUGACUUGUCCUACUGGUUGCACACUUACUGACCAUGGUGAUUCUGAUGAUGACAAUGAAGAUGGUUUAUUGAUAUUUGGAAAAAGUCACUGUUAG
Molecule: messenger RNA, 738 nt
Organism: Eutrema salsugineum
Lineage: Eukaryota; Viridiplantae; Streptophyta; Magnoliopsida; Brassicales; Brassicaceae
Product: putative E3 ubiquitin-protein ligase ARI4
Exons: 2
Biological process (GO): protein polyubiquitination; ubiquitin-dependent protein catabolic process; positive regulation of proteasomal ubiquitin-dependent protein catabolic process
Cellular component (GO): ubiquitin ligase complex; cytoplasm
Molecular function (GO): zinc ion binding; ubiquitin conjugating enzyme binding; ubiquitin protein ligase activity
Source: RefSeq, a predicted model, not a curated record